AUGGCAGAAAGUGACGAGCUAAAUCAUCGUGAAAAAAUUCCAACCUUACCUCUCAGCUAUACCGACAGCUUCCCGCGCAUCACGAAAGAAACUCUUCUUGGUUGCAUAGAUCGCAAGCUGGAUCUGUGCUUCGAUCGUUUGAUCAUUGUUGACUGCCGUUUUAGGUACGAAUAUGAGGGAGGCCACAUUGAUGGCGCGAUUAGUCUUGCGCCACGAUUUGGAAGCAUCGUAGAUACAAAUUUCUUUGAUGAUUUGAUUCCCGGCAAGUCCGAUCAAGGGCGGACAUCCAUUUGCCUGUAUUGCGAAUUUUCGCAGUAUCGUUCACCCCUAGUGGCAGAUCGUAUACGGUCAAAUGAUCGGCAAUAUGAUAUCGAGCGGUACCCGGCUCUCUUGUACCCUGACAUUUACAUCCUAGACGGAGGUUACAAUAGUUUUUUCAACGCCUACCCAGAACGAUGCGUCCCACAAGCAUACAUUCAAAUGACACAUCCUGUGCAUCAGCGUGUUUGUGAUGAAGAACUCCAUCGUUUACGGAGAGCCACAAAACCUUCCAAAGUAUCGACAUUCGGACGGCUGGGUCGCAAGUCAUCGGAUCUCCCUAGGGUCACUGAGUAUUGGGCAUCAACUAUGGAGCUGUAA
This is a messenger RNA of Fusarium odoratissimum NRRL 54006, 639 nucleotides long. RefSeq lists its product as uncharacterized. The coding region runs from base 1 to 639 and encodes 212 amino acids. Gene Ontology annotation, molecular function: protein tyrosine phosphatase activity. The transcript is spliced from 2 exons. The record is from RefSeq and is a predicted model, not a curated record. Gene Ontology annotation, biological process: positive regulation of G2/M transition of mitotic cell cycle; positive regulation of G2/MI transition of meiotic cell cycle; G2/M transition of mitotic cell cycle. Gene Ontology annotation, cellular component: cytoplasm; nucleus. Lineage: Eukaryota; Fungi; Ascomycota; Sordariomycetes; Hypocreales; Nectriaceae.